Oncorhynchus tshawytscha (Chinook salmon) is the source of this 1000-nucleotide messenger RNA. RefSeq names its product rho-related GTP-binding protein RhoA-A-like. Gene Ontology annotation, molecular function: GTP binding; GTPase activity. Gene Ontology annotation, cellular component: cleavage furrow; dendritic spine. Gene Ontology annotation, biological process: cell migration; stress fiber assembly; small GTPase-mediated signal transduction. The coding region runs from base 102 to 683 and encodes 193 amino acids. The record is from RefSeq and is a predicted model, not a curated record. Lineage: Eukaryota; Metazoa; Chordata; Actinopteri; Salmoniformes; Salmonidae. The transcript has 5 exons.
GGUCUCUAUAUGCAGCCAGUGCGUGGCAGUCCAAAGUGGGCGGGGAUUUCAGCUCGGACCGGAAGAGAAGCGGCGACAACCCGAAACAGAGCUAACAAACGAUGGCUGCAAUCAGGAAGAAGCUGGUGAUAGUGGGAGACGGAGCGUGUGGGAAGACCUGCCUGCUGAUCGUCUUCAGUAAAGACCAGUUCCCAGAGGUCUAUGUGCCCACUGUGUUCGAGAACUAUGUGGCUGACAUCGAGGUCGACGGCAAACAGGUGGAGUUAGCGUUAUGGGACACAGCAGGACAGGAGGACUAUGACAGACUGAGACCUCUCUCCUAUCCCGACACUGACGUUAUACUCAUGUGCUUCUCUGUAGACAGCCCAGAUAGUUUAGAGAACAUUCCAGAGAAGUGGACUCCGGAGGUGAAACACUUUUGUCCUAAUGUUCCCAUCAUCCUCGUGGGCAACAAGAAGGACCUGAGGAACGACGAACACACACGCAGGGAGCUGGCCAAGAUGAAACAGGAGCCAGUGAAGUCGGAGGAGGGCAGAGACAUGGCUAACCGGAUCGGUGCCUACGGCUGUCAGGAGUGCUCAGCUAAGACCAAGGACGGAGUCAGGGAGGUGUUUGAGAUGGCCACCAGGGCGGCGCUACAGGCCAAGAGACGUGGAAAGAAGAACGCCUGCAUGCUGUUAUAGGCCCCAGGGAGAAGUUGCCCCUGGAUACUGAUCUUGGACCAGUUUUACCCUCCCAAAAUAUAGUUGUAAUCAUUUAAAGGGAUAGUGUCACAUUUUGGCAAUGACUGAAAGUCUGACAGGGUUCCCCAACUGGUGCCCCGAUUUUAUUUACCCCCUCGCCCAAGUUUUCUGAGCAAAAAAUAAAUACAAGUUUACGUUAUUUUAUUGUUGGACAUAAAGACUGUAAAAACCCCUGAAAAUCAGUUCCAAGUGAUUUUGAUUUUGUAAAUCUGUACCAAAGUAUUCUCAGUCAUAAUAGAGAGACAUAUGUAAUUGUA